This is a messenger RNA of Ictalurus punctatus (channel catfish), 5213 nucleotides long. Its product is annotated as receptor tyrosine-protein kinase erbB-4. Gene Ontology annotation, cellular component: signaling receptor complex; basal plasma membrane. Lineage: Eukaryota; Metazoa; Chordata; Actinopteri; Siluriformes; Ictaluridae. The coding region runs from base 862 to 4809 and encodes 1315 amino acids. Gene Ontology annotation, biological process: cell surface receptor protein tyrosine kinase signaling pathway; positive regulation of kinase activity; multicellular organism development. Gene Ontology annotation, molecular function: ATP binding; epidermal growth factor receptor binding; transmembrane receptor protein tyrosine kinase activity. The transcript has 27 exons. The record is from RefSeq and is a predicted model, not a curated record.
CAGGUUCCACUGUGGUAAAGUAUGUAAGAGCAUGAUGGAGGUCCACCGAAAAUAGGUGCUAUAUGAUUGAAUUUUGAAAUUGGUAUGUUUGAUCACCGUUCUCUUGCAUAUUACAGCGGGAUCAGAAAGCGUCACGCACCCGUAAACCUGCAAGGCCGACUCCAAUGUAGACGUUCAGGAAAACACAAUUAUCAUGUUUCAUCAGCCAUCUGCUUACUGUGUGUGUGUGUCUCGUUUAGAUAAUUAGGACAAGUCCUCAGGUCUCAGACUGAGAUUUUGCACAACUCCAUCCAGGAAUAUGGAGAAGAAGUGAAUAGAGCAGCGGGAGAGGCAGUGCCAGAAGUUCUACUCGAGAGAUUAGUGGAGCGAUUAGUGGAGAGAUUACAGGGAGUGUGAUUUGUAUUGGGCCACAGUUAUUGAUUACGUUGAUGUUUUGCAGCAGUGAGUUAUUUCAGGUCAUUGUCACAGCCUGAUUGGACCUGGUUUUGAUAUUGUUCUAGUCAUAAUACUGCUGACCAGUGUAGUUUUCUAAACAGGUUAUUAAGGUGUGGUAGCGGAUUGGAGUUAAUUGACUCUCCAGUGAUCUGCUUCAAUAGUGAAUCAUUGUGUGAUGUCCUUAUACCUGUUGAUGUGUGUGUGUGUGGUUCAUGCUGUGCAGUGUCAGUGUGUCUCACCCUGUGCUGUCCAUUACAGCAGAAAUCCUCUACAUCUAAUCAAACUGGACAGCCUGCUGUGAGGUUUCAUUCAUCAGCGCAAGACUAGACAGUGUGUGAGGGCACCGAUAACAAGCUCAGCACCCUGUCAGAUCUGGACCAGCACUACCACACGCUGCACAAGUUCUACGAGAACUGCGAGGUGGUGAUGGGAAACCUGGAGAUCACCAGCAUCGAAUGGAACCACAACCUGAACUUUCUCAAGUCGAUCCGCGAGGUGACGGGUUACGUCCUGGUGGCUCUGAACCAGUUUGACUAUCUGCCUCUGGAGAACCUGCGCAUCAUCCGCGGCGCCAAACUGUACGAAGGCCGUUACGCUCUGGCCAUCUUCCUCAACUACAGGAGAGACGAAUACUUUGGUUUGCGCCAACUCGGCCUCAACAACCUCACCGAGAUCCUGAACGGUGGUGUGUAUGUGGAUCAGAACAAGUUCCUGUGCCAUGCAGACACCAUCCACUGGCGGGACAUCAUGAGGAACCCUCACGCCGAGCUGCUGGUGGUGCCGUCCAACAAUAGCGGCAAUUCGUGUAGACGAUGCCAUCGAACCUGUAACGGACGCUGUUGGGGCCACCAAGAGAAUCAGUGCCAAAUCUUAACGAAGACGGUGUGUGCUGAUCAGUGCGACGGUCGCUGUUUCGGUCCGUUCGUCAGUGACUGCUGUCCCCGCGAGUGCGCUGGAGGCUGUUCAGGACCCAAACACACCGACUGCUUUGCUUGUACGAACUUCAAUGACAGCGGAGUUUGUGUGACUCAGUGUCCUCAACCUUUCAUCUACAACCCGACGACCUUCCAACUGGAGCACAAUCCCAAAGUCAGAUACACGUACGGAGCGUUCUGUGUCGAGAAAUGCCCACACAACUUUGUGGUGGAUCACAGCUCCUGUGUUCGAGCCUGUCCGAGUAACAAGAUGGAGGUGGAGGAGAACCACGUCAGGAUGUGUGUCCCCUGUACUGACAUCUGCCCUAAAGUGUGUGAUGGAAUAGGGACAGGCAGUCUACACACGGCUCAGACCGUUGACUCCAGCAACAUCGACAAGUUCAUCAACUGCACUAAAAUCAAUGGCAACCUGAUUUUCCUCAUCACUGGAAUUAAAGGAGACAUGUACCACGGGAGCAGAGCUUUGGACCCUGAGAGACUCAGCGUGUUCCUCACAGUUAAAGAGAUCACAGGGUUCUUGAACAUCCAGUCCUGGCCGGAGAACAUGACGGACUUCAGCGUGUUCUCCAACCUCAGCGUCAUUGGAGGAAGGACGCUUUAUAGCGGCGUCUCGCUGAUGAUCCUGAAGCAGCACUGGAUCACGUCCCUGAGCUUCCAGUCUCUGCAGGAGAUCAGCGCCGGGAACGUGUACAUCAGCAACAACAGCCAGCUGUGUUUCUACCACACACUGAACUGGACGAGGUUUUUCCGCUCCGGCAGUCAGCGAGCGCUGCUGAACAGCAACAAGGAGACGCAGCAGUGCAUUACAGAGCAGCGUGUGUGUGAUGAGCUGUGUUCAGAAGCAGGAUGUUGGGGUCCCGGUCCGGACCAGUGUGUGUCCUGUAGGUACUACAGUCGCGGGAGGACGUGCGUGAAGUCUUGCAACCUCUACCACGGAGAAUUUCGGGAGUUCAUCAACGGAUCGGUGUGUUUGGCGUGCGACAGCCAGUGUGAGAAAUCUGGAGAUAAAACACUGACCUGUCACGGACCAGGUGCAGAUCAGUGUAUGAAGUGUGUUCACGUGAAAGACGGGCCCAGCUGUGUGGAGAAAUGUCCUGAUGGGCUGCAGGGUGGCGACAGCUUCAUCUUCAAAUACGCCCACAGUAACAACGAAUGCAGACCCUGCCACACCCACUGCACCCAAGGAUGCACUGGACCUCGGAUUCAAGACUGCAUUGGAAUGAUGGAUAGGACUCCUCUGAUUGCAGCCGGAGUGAUUGGGGUGAUGUUUGUGCUCGUGAUCGUGGCGCUCGGUUUUUCUGUUUCUAUCAGACGCAAGAGCAUUAAGAAGAAGAGAGUGUUACGCCGCUUUCUGGAAUCUGAGCUCCUGGAGCCUCUUAAAACCAGUGGAACUGCAGUGAAUCAGGCUCAGCUGCGCUUACUCAAGGAAACUGAACUCAAGAGGGUGAAAAUCCUGGGAUCUGGCACCUUCAGUACUGUUUACAAGGGCAUCUGGAUACCAGAAGGUGAGAGCGUGAAAAUCCCAGUGGCCGUAAAAGUCCUCAAUGAAACUACAGGACUGAAAUCCAGUGCCAAUUUUCUGGAUGAGGCUGUGAUGAUGUCCAGCAUGGAUCAUCCGCACCUGCUGCGUCUGCUCGGGGUGUGUGUGAGCCCCAACGUGCAGCUGGUGACCCAGUUCAUGCCCCUCGGCUGCCUGCUGGACUACAUUCACGAGCACAAGGACGAUGUCGGCUCUCAGCUUCUGCUCAACUGGUGUGUGCAGAUCGCCAAGGGUAUGGUGUACUUGGAGGAGAGAAGACUAGUCCAUAGAAACUUGUCCGCUCGUAAUAUUGUGGUGAAGUCCCCAAACCACAUCAAGAUCGCCGACUUUGGACUUGCGCAACUACUGGAGGCCGAUGUGAAGGAGUACAACGAAGAUGAAGACAAGAUGCUCAUCAAGUGGAUGGCGCUGGAGUGUAUUCACUACAGAAAGUUCACGCACCAGAGCGAUGUUUGGAGUUAUGGAGUGACCGUCUGGGAGCUGAUGACGUUCGGAGGAAAGCCGUACGAUAGCAUCCCUAAUCGCGAGAUCCCGGAUAUUCUGGAGAAAGGAGAACGUCUGGCUCAACCUCCUGUAUGCACCAUAGAUGUCUACAUGGUCAUGGUCAAAUGUUGGAUGAUCGAUGCUGACAGUCGGCCCCGGUUUAAAGAGCUCGCUACAGAGUUCUGCAGGAUGGCAAGAGACCCUCAGAGAUACCUAGUCAUUCAAGGUGAUGACUGCACAAAGCUGCUCAGUCCCAACCACAGCAAAUUCUUCCACAGUCUUUUGGAUGAGGAUGAAUUUGGAGACGUGAUGGAUGCUGAGGAGUACUUGGUUCCUCAAAACCCUGAUGCUCCGGUUUCCUCCCAUCCAUCCAGCCCUCAUCUGGAUUCCAGUCAGGGACUGAGUGAUGCGACAGUAGGAACACAGACUUGUGAGGCAGCCACAUCGUCUGGUGAACUGUUUUUCCCAGUGAGGCCAGGGAAGGAGGAGCAGCCCUGUCAUGGAAAGCUGAAGAAGAAGCUCAGCACCGCCUUUGUGGAGGACAGCAGCUGUCGACGCUACAGUGCAGAUUCUGCUGCAUUCCUGAAAGAAAGAACACAGAGGAGAAGUGCUGAUGAGGACCGUUGUGUGGCUGCCAGGAAUGACAAGAGUUCCUCAGACCCUAUUGAGGAGAAUCCUUUCAUCACACAUCAAAAAAACAGAGAGAUUCAUGCACUGGAUAACCCUGGUUACCAUGGAAACCAUGAUGGACAGCUCAAGAUUGAGAAUGAGAACAUUAACGCUCCUCUAGACCACAACGCAGAUGAGAUGAUCCAGGAGACACUGAAGAAAAGCAGGGUUUCGCUUCCUCUACUGUCCAGGGCAACAAGCAGGACUACAAACAGCCACAUCAACCUCAGCACUCAAACAGAGAGACCCCAUGUUCAUUUUACACUUCCAGCAGUUCAGCCUCCUCAAAGUGGACCGAUGAGUCAAAAUGGUCACCAUCUCCUUUCAGGUCACGGUCUAUGUAUUGAUCGUCCCAGUAAGUGUGUCCUUCCUUCAGUAACAGGACAAAUAUGUCACAUCAGCCACCAAAUCCAGCCUGGUUCUCCUGGUCCUGCUCGCAUCUCACACCAACAUGACGGUGUUAAAAGUAACACCACUGCUCUACCGGGCCAUGCGUUCCAUCAAAGCAGCACAACACAAACGGGUCAUGCAGGAACAAGCAAAAAGUCCUUUCGCACAAACAAUCCAGAGAAGCAGCAUCACAGCCUUUCAUCCAGCAUUCCACAGCAUCCUCCAGAUCCCUUGCUGGUCUGCAGGAACACUUUCAUCUACAAGCAGAACGCCCGUGAGAACCCGUCAGAGUCCAGCACGAAGCCGGGAAUAUUUCUGCCUCCUCCACCAUACAGGCAUAGAAACACUGUAGUGUAACAUCUACAAUCAUUCAUGUUCCUCAGAGACUGCUUCUUGUACCAGCACAUAAAAAAAAAACUCAACAUGAUGUUGAUCUCAAAAAAACUCAACAUGAUGUUGAUUCCUCAACAUCAUCCCAUAAGAAGAUCCCACAUACCGUACAUGUAUAUGUAUAAAUAUCCAAACGACUGAGAGAACAAACUCUACAUUUCAGACUUUUGUACCUCUCCUUCAUCCUGUGUGUGGGUAACAUUAAAACUUUGUAAAUUCCAGAACGAUAUUGGACACUUUUAUAGUAUAUUUUUUAGAAAAACCGAAGGCACCACAUUGUUUACACAUCACUCUUAUAUAAAUAUAAGGUAAUAAAAGUAUGUGGAAAUGUGUGUGUGUGUAUAUAUAUAUAUAUAUAUAUAUAUAUAUAU